CAAAACACUACCACCACCAUCUCUCUAUACACAUACUCACACACAUUCACUGUGUGUUUUUGAGUGAAUUUCUUUUACUAAAAAGAAGAGAUGAUGGAUAAAGUGUCCCACUUGUUUUUGUAAGUGUGUGUGUGUUUUUUCACGUACUCAUUCAAACUCAAUAUACACACACUCUCCUCUCUGGACACAGAGCACACCAUUUUGUCAUUUUGUUUUCCAGUUUUGUUUCUGGUGUUGUCGCUUCUUAUUGCAGAUGAUUGAGAAACUUUGCAACGAGAAGGGUUUGAAAGAAGGGUGUUGAUGAUAAUCAUCGUGUUCAUGUGCAGCUGAUUCUGAAAACCCACUCUGUUUUCAAGAAUUUUUUGUUGGAUGUGAAAAUGGAAGCUUUCGAAGCUGCAAAAAUUGUGUACAAUAGAAUACUAGAAACAGAAUCAGAGACCAUUACUCGUAAAAUAAUCGGUUACAUAUACUUACUUGAUCAUGCUGACAGAGAAAUGAUUCGCUUAGCAUAUUGUCCUGACAAUCUCAUCCAAAACCUAAUUCAAAAAGCCAAAAUCGAACUGAAUUUACUCGCAAAACCACCUCCUUCACCUCCCAUAUCACCUUCACUUCAAUUCAGCCCAAUAUUGCAUUCACAUAGACCCUUUUCGGCUCCACCAAAUCUACAAAUCCCAUCCCCAACCCCUAAUUGGGAUUCACCGUUCCACUAUCCAAACAUGGUUCUCGAUGAUUGUAGGUAUCAAAAUCAAAAUCAUGAUAAUUUUAUAGGUUUAGGAGAGCAAUUCGAACCUUUUAAUCGAGAAAUCACAAGUUUUACUGAAAGUUGUUAUUCCCCAGAUGGGAAUUUUAGUGUCAGAGGUAGAAGAGACGUAAUACCCACAAAAAUCUGCCAUUAUUUCAGUAAAGGCCAUUGUAAACACGGCAAUAAAUGUAAGUUCUUACACUCCCAAUCUCUACACGACUUUAACAAUGAACUUAUGGGUGAUGAUCAAGCUUCAUUUUCACCGGGUUCACUUGAAAAACUCGAGUUUGAGAUCACGGAAAUCUUGAAAUCAAGAAGGGGUAAUCCAAUUUCAAUUGCCUCAUUGCCUAUGAUCUACUAUGAAAGAUACGGAAGGACCCUUCAAGCAGAAGGGUACCUAACUGAAAGCCAAAGGCACGGGAAAGCCGGUUAUAGUUUGACUAAACUUCUUGCACGAUUAAAAAACAGCAUUCGCCUCAUUGACAGUUGCAGACCUCAUGGACAACAUUUCCUAGUUUUGGCUGAUGAUGCAUCGAUGUACAUGGAAAACCGGUAUGAUAGGAGCAGUUUGAGUCCGGGCCCUAUUGUUAGUGGGUCAAAGCAAAUAUAUUUGACUUUUCCAGCCGAUAGCACUUUCACCGAAGAUGACGCUGCUAACUACUUCAGUACGUAUGGUCCAGUUCAAGAUGUGAGAAUUCCUUGUCAGCAAAAACGGAUGUUUGGGUUUGUGACUUUUCAUAAUUCGGAAACAGUGCAAAUGGUUUUGGCGAAAGGGAACCCACAUUAUGUUUGUGGUGCCCGUGUUCUUGUGAAACCUUAUAGAGAAAAAUUGAAGUUGUUUGAUCGAAAGUACUUUGAGAAACUUGAGGGUCCGAUGUGUUACCAUUCACACCAUAUAGACAUGGACCCUGAUCUUCAAGCUAGGUUAGACUCGACUAGAUUAUUCGGUAGGCAACUAGUGGAUGAGCCCGAAGUAGCAGUACAACUAGAGAUGAUGCGCCUAUCACAACUUCAGUUGGCACAUGGAUCUUCCUAUCUUGAAAACACCUUCAAUGAACAAAAACCGUUUGAAGAUCAAGCUGAUAAUUCCAAGUUCCAAUCUCCAAAGCUCAUCACACAUCUGUUAGAUCAUGCAGGAGCCAACUACACCGAUCAUGACAACGAAAACAGUCAAGGGUUGAAUCUCCCAGAUAGCCCGUUUGCGUGCAACAAGGCAUCUAGCAAGCAAAUGUAGUGGAAGUAGCAAUAAAAGAACAACAUUUAGAGUGAAGUGAGAGGUAAAUAAUAGCAAAUGGAACAUGGAAAGAAGGAGAAAGAUUGAAUAGAAAGCAAUGCGACAAGUAUAGUUUUAGUUCAUUCCAUGAAGCAAAAUAGCAAUGGAAAUAUGUUUUCUUAUUAAUGAUAGAUAAACGUGUUAAGAAAUUUCGGGUUUUGGGUAAAAGAUGUUUGGGAAUUGGUAGAUGAAGUAUAGUAGCUAAAUGAAUAUUCUAUAUUUUAGUAACUAUAAUCGGUUACAGGAUAACUAGAGGUGGUAAAUUAGUCAAAAAAAAAGGUUAUUUUAAUGAAGUGAAAUGGGUUGCAUUGAUUGGUCAA
Molecule: messenger RNA, 2335 nt
Organism: Lactuca sativa (garden lettuce)
Lineage: Eukaryota; Viridiplantae; Streptophyta; Magnoliopsida; Asterales; Asteraceae
Product: zinc finger CCCH domain-containing protein 18
Molecular function (GO): metal ion binding; RNA binding
Source: RefSeq, a predicted model, not a curated record